This is a messenger RNA of Vespula pensylvanica (western yellowjacket), 2239 nucleotides long. Its product is annotated as BRCA2-interacting transcriptional repressor EMSY. Gene Ontology annotation, biological process: regulation of DNA-templated transcription. NCBI's taxonomy places the organism in Eukaryota, Metazoa, Arthropoda, Insecta, Hymenoptera, Vespidae. The record is from RefSeq and is a predicted model, not a curated record. Bases 98 to 2086 code for a protein of 662 amino acids. Gene Ontology annotation, cellular component: nucleoplasm. The transcript has 14 exons.
UAAUAAUACGUGAAAGCCUCAAUGAUUCUGUCAGCGAAGUACAAAAUGUAGAAAAUGAUUUGAAUUGCUUAAAAAGUGUAAUAUAAACUACAGCAAUAUGGAUAACAAAGUUUUGCGAUCGGUGCGACGUGAAAUGACACGGGAUGAGUGUAGAAAAUGUUUACGCUAUCUAGAAUUAGAUGCUUAUGGGAAUAUGGUAUCAGUUUUGCGUGCUCAAGGGCCUUUAACUAGUAACAAACAAAGAUUGCUGCAAGAACUUGCUAAAAUUCUUCAUAUAUCUAAUGAAAGACAUCGUGCGGAAGUACGUAGAGCUGUUAAUGAUGAAAAACUCACAAUGAUAGCUGAGCAGUUAAAUGGACCAAAUACUGCUAUAGACUGGAUCAUGGAAGGCCGUCGCUCAACUCCACUUUUACCUAGACUGAAAGCAAGAAAUGCUUUUACAAUGUUAGCAAACAGUCUAUCGCUUGCAACUUCGCGUGCUAAUGACAAUUGUCCGAUCGAAGAAAACAAGGAGGAAGAAAAAGAUGUACUAGAUGAAUCCAAGAUAUGUUUCAAAAUUGAAAAAAAGUCAACAAUUGAAGCAGGAUCAUGUAAUGCUCAAGGAACCAUCAACUGUAAGAAAAGAUCAAUACACGAAGCAAAUAAGGUACUAAAUAUUGACAAGGAUCAAGAAAAAAGGCCUAUAAAAAUCAAACAAGAUCUUUCCUCAUUUUCACCACCACAUAAGGUCUUGGUGUUAUCUUCUAAUUCAUUGGAGACAUUGAAUCAUGCUAAUGAGAAUGAAACAUCAAUUGAAGCUAAGAUGGAGCAAAGUGAAACAACUAUUACACCGCAUCCAGGUGUUACUAUUAUCCCACUAUCUGUAACAUGUGCAGGAUCUAGUCGAAUAGUAGCACCUUCUAAGGAUGUACUCUCAGAGAGUACAAAUACUUUGGUAUCAGUUCAUUCAAGUAUGAAUUGUAAUACCAAAGUUACUACAUGUGCAACUAAUUCCACCAAGAACAAAGAUAAAACAACAGUACAAAAUAAGCAUAAUACAAAAUUAUCAGUGAAUAUUGGAACAUUCGAUAGUUUACCACACACCAGAAAUAAUGAUACACAAUCAGAAAACCAAGAUAUACAAUUAGGUGCUCCAACUUCAAAACCUGAAGUAAUAAAUACCAGUCCUUGUGUAAAAAAUGUACCUUCGACAGUGCAAUCUAACGUGAAAACUGUUUCGUCUAUUAAAUCUGCUAUAUCAACUUAUGCACGAUUUACAGCUCCUGGAACUAUGGUAUCAAGCGGUCCUGGUCCACCUAGUGUUAAAUCUGUGGUAACAACAUUAGCAUGUAAAAAACUGCCAGUUGCGAUAAUCAAUCAAUCUACUGCUAAAAUGCGUGUGACAUUAAAUUCUGAUAAAACUGUAAAUAUAACUAAUCAUCCUAAUACAAAAUUAACGACUAAGACUAAUGUAAUAGUGAUACAAAAAGGAAGUAACAAAGGCAUAAUGCUGUCUCAUGCAGGCAAGGAAGUAUUAGGGAAAGUAAUAAUGGGAGGAAAGAAAUUAUCUGUUGCUAACCAACAAAAUUCAAGUACUGUUAACAUUUUGCCACAUUCUAUUAAUUUAGACAAUGGCAAUCAAGCACCAACAAUGUUAACAGCUACGCAUGUAGAUACUAUAAAAACAAGUAUAAAGGAAGGAGAUAGCAAUGAAGUGCAUUUAAAAAAUACUGGAUCUUCUUUGAAAACUAACAGUACGAUUACUACAUUAGAAGAAACAGUAUGUAGAAAAUCUAAAGAAGUCUGCAAAAAAAUUCAUUCCCAAGUAGAAAAUACUAUGGAUCUUACAAAACUUAAAAAAAAUGAAGAAGAUCAUACAAAUCAUAAGCUAUUUGCAGAUAUGCAAGAUAAUUCUCCAAGUAAUCUACAGAGAGAAGAUUCGAUAUGCGGUAUGGAGAUCAAUACCAGUAUAUUUGAAAAUGGAUUUCAAUCGACUGACAUUAACUUAGAAAAUUUUGAGUGCCUGGUUGAAAAUGGUGAUCAUAUCCCAGAAGAUAAAAACAAUGCGAUAUCUGUUACUUAUAAAACAAACCCGAGUGAUUCGUAGUAGUAGAUUAAGAUCUAAAAAAACAUUUUUCAAUGCUAUAAUAAAAAAAAAAAGGCUCAUGAUGAUUUAUAGUUUCGAAAACAUACAUUUUAUAUAAGAAUAUGUAUAUGUUCUAUUCAUAAAAUAUUUUAAUACUUUAAAAAUGAAAAAAAA